Messenger RNA from Lactuca saligna, 2560 nucleotides. The record is from the annotation of a GenBank genome assembly. Lineage: Eukaryota; Viridiplantae; Streptophyta; Magnoliopsida; Asterales; Asteraceae.
GUUUGGUUGAACCGCUUAUUUGGCAAACCGACGGUUCCCACUUAUUUGCUACUAAGCAGUUUUUUGAGAUAAAAACCGAUAACUUAAAAAGUUCCCGGUUCAACCGAUCGAACCUGAUGAGGUCUGGUUUUCAAAACCAUGUUUCCACCGAUCCGAUUGAAAUUGUUUAUGGAUGUGGAUUGACUGGAUUCGUGGUGUAAGAAAUAUAGGAGCAAAUGGGAGAAACGACAACAUGUGGGCAUGAACAAGACACGACGACACACAAACUAAUCCAAUCUUUUCAUCUUCUGAUCGUUAUGUUAUCCAUGGAGGACGUCCCAUUGCUUCUCCUCCUAUCCUAAACCUUUUUCCCUCUCUCUGCCACCGGAAAAUGCAAUUCUCCGCCGCAAUAGGAUCGCCAUAUUCCUCCGUCUCUCGCAUAGCUUUUCUCUCUCACUUACUCGCCACCGAUGUUUCUGCUUUGAAAACACCACCGCUUAAUUGGAACUAUUCCCCCACCAAUUUCUUCAUUUGUCGAAGCUCUUUAACCCCCAAAAAACCCUCACCUUCGAUUUCAGCCCCCAAGGUUUCCACCUCCGACGACACCUCCAAAACUCAGCUUCUGGAUCUUAUUGACGAAGACGACGACGUCGUUCGCCAAGCUCGGAGAUCUGCUGAUUGGAAAGCAGCAAGAGCUCAUUAUGACAACGGAAUUGUAUAUCAAGGCAGAAUUGAGGGAUCCAAUGGAGGUGGUUUGCUAAUUCGAUUUUAUUCUCUUGUUGGAUUUCUUCCAUAUCCACAAUUGAGCCCAUCGCACUAUUGUAAAGAGCCAGAAAAGUCCAUCCAAGAGAUUGCAAAAACACUAACGGGUACUCUUAUUUCCGUUAAGGUGAUCCAUGCGGAAGAGGAGAAAAGAAAACUUAUAUUCUCCGAAAAAGAAGCUACGUGGUCGAAGUAUUCAAAUAGUGUAAAAGUUGGAAAUGUUUAUGAAGCAAGAGUUGGAUCGGUUGAAGACUAUGGUGCCUUUGCUCACUUGCGAUUUCCAGAUGGUUGUUAUCAUCUUACUGGACUUGUACAUGUUUCGGAGGUGUCGUGGGAUUUGGUUCAAGAUGUGAGAGAUAUCUUGAAUGAGGGAGAUUUAGUGAAGGUCAAAGUCAUUGGUGUCGAUAGGAAUAAAUCAAGAAUUACAUUGUCAAUAAAGCAACUUGAGGAAGAUCCGCUGCUAGAAACUUUGGAGAAAGUCAUCCCUCAGGAUAAUUCAGGUGGUUCUACUUCGGACGACUAUGUCAUCGACCCACUUCCAGGUCUCGAAACAAUUGUCGAAGAACUAAAGCUAGAAGAAGGCAUAAUCGACAUAAAAAUAACUCGUCAAGGAUUCGAGAAACGAGUUGUAUCACAGGAUCUCCAACUUUGGCUAUCAAAUGCACCCCCUAAUGGAAAUCAGUUCACACUCCUUGCUCGAGCAGGAAGACAAGUACAGGAAAUACAACUCGUAACUUCACUCGAUCAAGAUGGGAUCAAAUUUGCAUUACAGAGAGUUUUGGAGCGAGUUCCAUGAUUUCUUCAAAUUUCGUAAUAUACAUAAAGAGUUUAUUACAGAGAUCCAGAUCCUACUUAUUGUACAGAAAUCACAUUAAACCUGCAACUAUCGUCGUUUUUUUUACUGAUGUAUGGUGUUCGUGUUCUUCCUACAUUCAUAGCAUCAGAUUCUUUAUUCUAGAAACGAAGAACAUAACAAAACAUAAAAAUGGAGUUUCUUCAAACGAAAACCCUAGGAAUAGGUUCCAGAGUAGGGUGGCCGGAAGGCUUGCAUUCGAUCUCUCGUACAACAGUUUUGAGUCCGACUCCACCGGCGUUUGCUUUUGGGUGAAUUCCUAGGGAUAAACCUUCCAUAUACGCUCUGUUUUCCCUUUCCUUUUGGAACGAAACACCAUAGCGAGACUCCACUUCUUUAGCAAGAUUAGGGUAAAGCUGGCCAUCACGAGUUAGAGCCAUCAUCACCUGCGGUAGACCUAACGGCAGCUGAUCGCCUCUAUCCACCUGCCAAAAGUGAAUCGUCUUCCCGUAAGUUUUCGCCACCUUCUCCAGAUCUUGCCGCUCAACAGGACCAGGGACGCCGGGAAGGAAAAGGACGCCGCUCUUCACCUCAUACUCGUGGCUGUGCCACAUCGGUUUUUCUGAAUCCGGCAAGGUUAAGAACAGUUUUUCUGUUACGAUGUAUUCAACUCCGAUUAACCGGGCGUCGGCUUCUGGACGAUCGUAGAUCAAGCACUGUCUCAUUUCCUCGUUUUGAUGGCCGCAGUAGUGGUGCGCUUCCACUUGUCGCGUCAUAUCGUCGGCGUAAAAGUGAAAUGCGCAGAGGUGUUGGUGGAUUUGUUUGGUUGGGCCGAACGAUUGGAUGGUGGAGGCGGCGGUGUCUACUAGGGAGGUGCCGACGUGGGUCUUUUCUCCGGGAAUUUCAGUGUGGGGUGCUACGUUAAUUGGAUGCAUUUUCGAUGUGAUUGCUUUUAUGAAAAGAUCAGCGAUGGCGAUCUCCGGUGAGAUUGAUGGAGGGGGAGGGGUUCUUAUUCUUAAAGCUCGG